Messenger RNA from Panicum hallii, 881 nucleotides. RefSeq lists its product as uncharacterized. The record is from RefSeq and is a predicted model, not a curated record. The transcript has 3 exons. Lineage: Eukaryota; Viridiplantae; Streptophyta; Magnoliopsida; Poales; Poaceae. Bases 1 to 657 code for a protein of 218 amino acids.
AUGAUCCGCAUCUUUCUCACCGACCGAGGUGCCCCACCGGAUUUGGGUUCCCCGGCCAGCGACGCCGGCUACCGUACGUACGAUCAUCAGGCGUUGCUGUCGGGCACGGCUUUCCCUCCGUUUCUGUGGAGGCGAGCGAGGCACCGGGAUUCCUGGCUGUGGGAGCUCGCUCGGCGGUGGCCGGUGGGUGGAUGCGUCCGGCUCGGGCGGCGACAAACGCGGCGGCGCGUCGGGCGGACGGGGCUGGAGGCGUGCGCGACCGGCCGGGGAUCACAUGGCCCCGGUCCAGCGCGCGGCGUGCCCGCGCCGCAGCGGCCCCCGUCCGUCGGCGUCGCGGUCGCCGUCCGUGUCCCGGAAGGCUCCGCCCAACAAGUGUCUCGCUCGCUGUGCGCAGUACGCCCGCCAGUUGACAGGCCGCCUGCUCGGAGGAAAGCCACUGCAGCCAGGGACGACCCGAUCCAGUUGGAAUUGGAGAAGGCAGUUUCCAUUCCAAAUUCUGGUGUCGGAAUCGAGCCAAAUCCAAAGCUUUGCGAUGACCGGGCGAGAUUGUGGGAUAAAGAAUUCAAGGAAUCAGGCUCGAUAUUGCGGGACAUGAAUCUGGAGAUGAACACACGCACUAGCUAUUGCGGGCGCCAUUUUCAGUUCCUCACAAACUAAACUUUCCACCAUCCUCUGGAAGCAUACAACAUGGAAGAGUUAUCCAAGGUGAAAGAAGAAGGGUGGUGCAAAGCAAAGCAACAGACAAGCGCCCAGCCCGGAAAUUGUAUGUGUCCACAUUCCACUGCUCUAUGUUCUAUGUAAGCACAUGAAAAGAAAGGCGAGACAUGUCACCUUUCUUAUACGCAUUUCCCUAAAAACUGUUCAGAUAGUUCUCAAUAUCA